AUGCGUCGAAGAAAAUUAGCUACGAAGGUAGAAAGUCAUUUAAUCGAAGAAUUAGAAGAGAAAAUAAGAAGACUGGAGAGGAAGAUAGAAGAAAGAUCCCGAUCAAGGUCGGCGUCCCCUCGCCGCUAUGGCGGGUAUGGUCGACCACGCUAUUUUACAAGAUCUAGUUCAAGAUCCGAAACAUACUCCAGGUCCGCCUCAUAUUCGAGGUCACCAUCUCCGCCUGCGGCGUCGAGAAGCAGAAGCAGGUCUCCAUUGAUUGUCAUUGAGACUAGAGAUGACCUCCCCGGUGAUCCCGGUGCAGCGAUUGAAGCGUCGAAAAUUGAAAAUGGCGGAAAGGAAAGAGGUACAACAGCAAGUGAAGAGUUAAGCGAAGAAAUUGUAGCCUUACUUGGUGAAGCACCGGAGAAGAUUGUGUUUAGCCCUAACCUUCUGGAGCAGCUUGCUUCUCGUUGGCAAGAUAUUAUUAAGAAAGGAUUAAACAAGGAAGAAAGGGACAAACUAAUAAAAAAGUAUCCGGUUCCGGAAAACUGUAAAGUAAUUGGUGCCCCAAAAAUGAAUUUGGAAGCCCAGAGUGCCGCCGGAGAUACUCUUGUUAACAGGGAUAAGGCCAUAGAACAGAAACAAACUGAAGUCUCUUGUGCACUAACCGCUAUUGGUUUGGCCCUUAACAAAUUGUGUGUUGCUGGUAACGAAGAAAUCAUAACCUUGCUGAGUGACUCUGGUCGUCUCUUGUGCGACUACCAACACAGGGAGUCACAACUUAGAAAGAUGUUUAUAACUUCAGGUCUCGACAACAAGACAGCACGUGAGACAUUAAAAGACUGCGACGUGGACCAAUGGCUUUUCGGAGAAAACUUAGCCGAAAAAUUAAAGGCUUCAAAAGCCAUUGAACAAACAAGCAAGGAUUUGAAGAGUACAAAAAGACCCAAGAAAGCAGCGAAUAAUUUAAACUUCAAGGGCCCAGCCAACAACACUUACAGACCGAGAGCCCGGGUUCAGAAACAGCACAACCGCAAACCAAACAUCACCACCUCUUCUGCGAAACACCAGCACCAUCAGCAGAAGCGUCGCACUCAGCGCCAUCAUCACUACAGCAGCCGCCGUUAAGUGAUCAGCAACCAGCAGUUUCAACGACGUCUUAUCCUGGUUGCCGCGGUGCUCUCCGGGCAGCGCUAUCGCUGAGAGGGGUGUCGGCGGCGACGGCCGACAUCAUGUUGCAGUCCCUCGCGCCCAACACCA
Leguminivora glycinivorella is the source of this 1242-nucleotide messenger RNA. RefSeq lists its product as uncharacterized. The record is from RefSeq and is a predicted model, not a curated record. The coding region runs from base 1 to 1110 and encodes 369 amino acids. The transcript is spliced from 3 exons. Lineage: Eukaryota; Metazoa; Arthropoda; Insecta; Lepidoptera; Tortricidae.